Messenger RNA from Dunckerocampus dactyliophorus (ringed pipefish), 5932 nucleotides. It is a transcript of the gene parga, whose product is annotated as poly (ADP-ribose) glycohydrolase a. The record is from RefSeq and is a predicted model, not a curated record. Gene Ontology annotation, molecular function: poly(ADP-ribose) glycohydrolase activity. Gene Ontology annotation, biological process: ATP generation from poly-ADP-D-ribose; carbohydrate metabolic process; nucleotide-sugar metabolic process. The coding region runs from base 203 to 2419 and encodes 738 amino acids. NCBI's taxonomy places the organism in Eukaryota, Metazoa, Chordata, Actinopteri, Syngnathiformes, Syngnathidae. Gene Ontology annotation, cellular component: cytoplasm; nucleus. The transcript is spliced from 18 exons.
UAGCGGCUGUCAUAACGACAUGUCAAUAAAGCAGAAAUCGGACGAGAACAAUUAUAGUGCUAUAUUUUUAGUCAUAUUCAGCAUGGCGUUACAUUGUUGCAUUUGGAAUGAGUAACUUACUACACAAUGCACCAAAGCGAGGCAUAUCAACCCCUGAGGGACUUGCGUCUUUUGUCAACUUGAAUUGUCUGACCUCUCAAACAUGGAUGAAGAAAUGGAUUCCCAGAGGAGUGUGACUGGUGACAGUCAGGCUGAAAGUCAGCUCUUCUGUCCAACUCCUGAGCAAGAGGGAGAUUGUUUUUUAAGCAGAGACGCCUCCUCGCAGGCUUUAACCAACUCUUUAAGUGAAUCUGGGUUUUCCGGCAUGAGAAGUAGUCCGCCUCCAACGCAUUGCUCUAAUGGACAGAAAUCAAAGAGGCCCACUUCCCCCGGGCCUCACCCUGUGAAAACAACCUGUGUUGCUGUACACUCCCACAAUCCCACCUGCUGCCUCAGUCCAAAGAAGGGCGCGGGUUCCUCCAACGACGUGGAGAUGCAAAGUCCCGACAGCCCUGCCGCUAAAACGCCGCUCGUCAACAACUCUGCAGACGGCCACGGAGAUGGCGCCAAUGCCACCAUGGAAGAGUGUGGCUUUGCAGAUGCUCAGGGAGACAGAUCUGAUGCUGGAAGUUUGGCCAACAACAAAGCGCCGCGUGUUUUGAUGGGAACUGGCGAUGCCGUGACCGCGGACUGUAGUGAAGCAUCAGAAAUGAAUCAGGACUUCACUAUCAAGCAGUUAAUGUCUGAAGGUGUUUCACCCCCAGUACAUGAGAUGAUGAGAGGAUGGCUUGGGACGCCCAUAGAUGAGCUGAACAGAAUGCCCCAGUGUGCCCCACCUCUGUCUCACCUGAAAGCAAUGCCGAACCACACUGUCACAGUCAGGACAGAUCUCCUCAGGGAGGGAGAGGUGCCCGUCCCCUACCCGGGCAAGUUCAAAGACGCGUGGGACGACGUGUCCGUGAAGAUGCCUUGCUCGGAGAAGAAUCUCUUUCCGAUGGAGACUGAGGAUGGAGGUGGCGUCCAGAGUCGGUGGGAGUUAAUCCACUCUUCCUUGCAAGGAGGGUUCAAAAGUUCCCUGGAUGUGAGGGAUGCUAUAUUGAGGUACAACACGGCACACGCAAAGAAAUGGGACUUCACUGCACUCAACCUUCUUUGCACAGAGUGUCUGGAGCAUUGUGAGGUUCAACACCUGUACGAGGUGGUGCUGCCUUCCAUGGUCAAGCUGGCGCUUAGUGCUCCUCGCCUCUGCACGAUGCCAAUCCCGCUGCUGAAGUCACGGAUGAACCAUUCCCUAACCAUGUCUCAGGAGCAAGUUGCCUGUCUUCUGGCCAACGCCUUCUUCUGCACAUUCCCCAGACGCAACUCGCGCAAGUCAGAGUACUGCAACUAUCCUGAGAUCAACUUCUACAGGUUAUUUGAAGGCUCCUCACCAAGAAAAAUCGAGAAGUUGAAAACACUCAUGUGCUACUUCCGGAGAAUUACACACACCAGGCCAAAGGGUCUUGUGACAUUCACAAGACAGACAAUGAACAAUCUGCCAACGUGGGAGAACUGCCAGUCUCAGCUGACACGCUUGCAUAUCACUUGUGAAGGCACCAUCGAGGACGACGGUUACGGGAUGCUGCAGGUGGACUUUGCAAACAGAUUUGUAGGCGGUGGCGUCACGGGGCACGGCCUGGUCCAAGAGGAGAUCCGUUUCAUCAUCAACCCCGAACUCAUCGUCUCCCGUCUCUUCACCGAAGCGCUUGAGCACAAUGAAUGCCUCAUCGUCACAGGUGCUGAACAGUACAGCAGAUAUUCAGGCUAUGCUGAGACCUACAAAUGGGACGAGAGCUACAAAGAUGAGACUCCCAGAGAUGACUGGCAGAGACGAUGCACGGAGAUCGUGGCCAUUGAUGCUCUGAAAUACAAACAUUUCCUGGAGCAGUUUCUCCCGGAAAAGAUGACCAGAGAGCUCAACAAGGCAUACUGUGGAUUCUUCCGAAAUAAUGCCAACAGAAAACACCUCUCCGCCAUUGCCACUGGCAACUGGGGCUGUGGAGCUUUCGGUGGAGACACGCGACUCAAAGCGCUGAUUCAGCUGAUGGCGGCGGCAGAAGCCGGCAGAGAUGUGGCGUAUUUCACGUUUGGAGACGCCCAGCUCAUGCGAGACGUUCACGACAUGCACACUUUCCUGACGGAGAGACAAGUCACUGUGGGGAGGCUGUACAGUCUUUUGAACCAGUACUCCCAUUUGGUUUGCAAGAACUGCCGCACGACAAGACCUGACGUCAGCCUCUACGCUUUCAUCUACCAGAAGGUCUCUUCCCCCGCCGCCACCGAUGCCUUGGACUCCGCUAAGGAUUCUGGGAUGUCCCCUGUAACAUCGGACUCUCAUUAAAAAAAAAAAACAGGGUUGCGGGGGGGGUCCUCUUCUUCCUCCUAACCUAAUAAGAUUCCGGUUGUGUGCUUACAAUCACUCUGACACACUCCCUUUAAGGAUGCCUUCACACUUGGUACGUUUGGUCGAGUUAAAGGGAACUGUGGUGUGUUCUGCAGUUGGGUGGUGACCAAGACGGUAUGAGAGAUGGGUCUCGGUUGCAUUGCAGAAAAUAACAAUUAUGUGAGAGAAAAUGCGUUGGAAGUUUAGUCUCUCUGAUUGUCACUCCUUAAAAGUACUUUUUAGACGCCUUUUCUGAAAUGUAAGCUGGUAAAAACAGCAGAAUCCAAACAUAACUUACGUAUUCAACCCAGCUGAAGGCAUUUUGCUUUGGAAUAUUUGAGUUAGGUCAGGUAAAAUGUCACGAAAGCUGUCCAAGCAUGUCCGCACGUUGUGCCAGGGGUGUCCAAAGUGCCAUUUCCAGUCUGCUGCACAUUCUAAAAGUAUAAUUUAACGUUUGUUUUUUUUUGUUUUGUUUUGUUUUUUAACAACAAAAGUGUAGUAAUUAGUAAUAAAAUCAGCAGUAAUUUUACAAGAAUAAUGUCCAAAUAUUUAGAUAAAAAAGUUGCAAUACAAUGAGGAAAAAGUCAUAAUUUUACGAGUCUCAUUUAUGAGCAAAAAUAAUGUCAUUUUAGUAGCAUGAUGUUGAACUAUUAAAGAAAAAAUAUCUUACGUUUUAAACCAGAGAACUGAAAGUGUGAACAUUUGCGAUCCCACACGCAAACUACCAAAUCACAGACUUGCCUUUUCUCGCAGGGAGAGCCUUCUACUAGUAUUUGACAUUUAUAGCAAUAGUACAUCCCUUUUGCUGUCCAACUGUGCUCUGCAAUGUCAAGGUUUGGCUCACGAAAGGUUGAUGAAAACCCAAAAUGGCACUUUUCCACCGCAUAGUACCGACUCCACUCGAACCAAAAACCACAUUGAACGCGUCAACCCGCCAAGACACGACGACGAACUAAAACAAUACAGGAGAAUGCCACAAAAAAAGACAGAAAAACAGCUUCAAAGAGGCAGCUAAGAAUGCACGUAAUGGGAACACUUCCGCCUAUAAAGCCUUCCGAAAAAACUUCCAAAAAGCGCCAGCAACGCUCCAUUUACAUAAUGUGACCUGCAUAUCAACCAAGCUACAGCAACAUUGUUAUUAUUAUUAACGUUGUUACGCCCAAGAACUACAGUGCGCCACACCACACCGGCUAGCUACUAGCCGGCUACCGACUAGCCUCACGUCACAUUCGCGCACAAUGCCUCAGGCCACUAGCAAAAGCUAACGCUACAUAUUGGAGAUGCCGCCACUGCUGCUGUGUUUUUGAGUUUGGAAAAGGUAACGCUAGGUGUAGCGUUCCUUUCUAUGUUGCUAUAUGAAAUCAAUGCACCCGGAAGGAAGUUCCGCUAACGCUUAAAAUGACCAAAACACUGUAAGUAUGACAUGUUAUCAUGAAUGUACCUGUUACUACAUGCUCACAGCAUGGAUACAAAACCAUAAAACCUUGUUUUAAUAGCGGGCUUUCUAGGCGAAAUAGGUGUGUCCCAUUACAUGCAUUAAUUUGCUUCCUCUUUUUAGCUUUUUUUAUAUCUUCAGAACGCACGGAAAAGAGAAAGACGUGUUCAUGUCUUACAUAAGGAUUGACGGGCAACAUUUAAAAAAAAAGGUGCAGUUUUCCUUGAAGGAAAGUGGAGCAUAACACUGCACACAGCAACAGGGUACGCUAAAAUUAGCAUGUGUCUUUAUUGUCAUUUAUAAGCAUGUAUAGAAAUAAUAGUAAUACAGCACAGUGGAACCUCGGCAUAAAUUCUUCCAAAAUGUCUAACGAAAACCAAAAAGUAUAAAAACUGUAGCAAUUGUUCUCGUAGGAAAAAAUGCCAAUCAUUUCCAGACACCCCAAAAAAUUGGAUUAGUUAUAGGUUUAACUACAGAAAUAAAUGUGAAAUUUUUAUAAUGAAUUACAUGGAUAAAUGAUUAGGGGUGCACGAUAAUUAUCAGGCUGAUAUGAGGCAAUAACGACAUCAUACCGAAAAAUCCGCUACUAUUAAAAGUAGCUCCGAUAAUUUAAAAACGCUCCAAUGAGGCGAGAUUACUGUGCCAGUUAGCAAAUGAAGCGUUCCAGCAACCUGUUGUAACGUCCCCUGAGCUCACUUCUACACAAACAUUAUGAAGAGGACGACAUUUUGAGUGCUAGUUGUACCAGAUACUUUGCGAUGACUGAGAAAAAAACAUUGAGCACACAAUAAACCUUAUCAGCCAUCUGAAACGCCAGCGACACGGCAUUUGAAAAGUGCAGAAGUUUUGCCAUAGACGUCCGUGGCGUCAGACCGGCUGCUCAGCGCAUAUUCCCAAAUACAGUACACCUUGCUGGGCCACACCAGGUGACUCCUUGUGCUCGAAACUCUGGUUCUCCUGAUAGUAGUGAUGUGGUAGUAGUGAUGUCAUGAUAUUGGAUUAGGACAAAUCAACAGGUACACUUGGUCAAAUCCAAUUUUGUUUGAGUCCUUCGUACCUCCAGGUGUGCACAAACUACAGUUACAUCUAAAUUUUCAAAAGUAGAUAUAAAAAAGUUAUCGGUCUUGAGAAGCAGAAAGUUAGUGGUAUCGGUUUGGAAUAAAAGAUAUCAUGUAUUUCUAUAAAUGACCAUUUAACAUCACUUUUCCAUUCAACAAUACGUAAUGCGCUUGAACGCCUCGUCAGUGCUGGGCGCACAUUGCUUACAAGAGGAGGAAAGGAGACAAAUAACGAUUUAUUCAUUGUUCUGUGUGUGCGCUAUGAGCAAAUAACACAUAAUCAAGACAAUUAAAGGAUUCCCUGGCCAGAAUUUGUCUAUAGUGUCCCAACUUUAAAUGAACCACUUCGUCACAGAGAAACUCAUCAAUAUGUGGAUGCUUGUUCAGGCACUGCAUGACAGUGUACUCAAGCCAACCAUAUGUUUUCCAUAACCGAGGUUCCAGGUGCUAGUGGAAAAGCGCCAGUGGAAAAGGGACGUUUAAAUACUCUUCUUCCCAUGCAUGGCAGCGGACGCAAUUACACUUGAUAAUCCAGGCCUUGACGACGAUGCUCCCUUUUUAUCCGUAUUGUAUCGCUUUUUCAUCUUCUAAAAGAAGCGGCGAGUGACAGAGACGCUAGUCUAUGCAUGGGUAACAUACACUAUCUUACGGAAUUAUUGGACAUACAGUAUAUGCUGCUCUUUCACACCCUUAAACGUGGGUUUUUUUUUUCUCCCAACGCUGUCAGAAACCUAUAUGAAUAAAAAAAAAUGACACGUAAAGUAUUAUUUGUAUUGUUUUUACUCAGCUUUUUAAAAGUGAUGAAUUGCUGUAAUUGAUGGCGUGUAUAAGCACUAUUUAACGAUACUUUGGUUACGUAUUGGUAACACCAGUAAAUGUAAUGCAUACUAUACUGCAGGUUUUUAGGUUGCGCUCUUUUUAAUGAUCAUUUCUUAAUUAAAACAUAUUCCCUUCAACCUUGAUUUCUCUGGUGUUCUC